This is a messenger RNA of Hibiscus syriacus, 2740 nucleotides long. Its product is annotated as sucrose synthase-like. The record is from RefSeq and is a predicted model, not a curated record. Gene Ontology annotation, biological process: sucrose metabolic process. Gene Ontology annotation, molecular function: sucrose synthase activity. The transcript is spliced from 14 exons. Lineage: Eukaryota; Viridiplantae; Streptophyta; Magnoliopsida; Malvales; Malvaceae. Bases 116 to 2536 code for a protein of 806 amino acids.
GAUCAUUAUUAUUAUUUUCGUUCAUUGAAUUUUCUGGUUCCUUGUAUUACUAUUCUCAUUAGUAAUCUUCUUCUUCUUCCUUGGUUCUGCUUCUCGAAAGUUCAAGUUCGAAGAAAUGGCGGAGCGUGCUCUCACUCGCGUACACAGCCUCCGUGAGCGUUUGGAUUCCACACUUGCUGCCCACAGGAACGAGAUUCUGGCCCUGCUCGCAAGGAUCGAAGGUAAAGGAAAGGGAAUUCUUCAACACCAUCAGAUCAUUUUUGAAUUUGAAGCUAUCCCUGAAGAGAUCAGGAAAACGUUAGCUGAUGGUGCAUUUUCUGAAAUAUUGAGAGCUAGUCAAGAGGCGAUUGUGCUGCCGCCGUGGGUGGCGCUGGCCGUUCGACCGAGGCCUGGUGUCUGGGAGUACAUUAGAGUGAAUGUCCACGCGCUUGUUGUUGAAGAACUCACUGCUGCUGAGUAUCUUCGUUUCAAGGAAGAGCUUGUUGAUGGAAGUUCAAGUGCAAACUUCACUUUGGAAUUGGAUUUUGAGCCCUUCAAUGCCUCGUUCCCUCGCCCGACUCUUUCGAAGUCGAUCGGUAACGGUGUCGAGUUCCUUAACCGUCACCUCUCGGCGAAACUGUUUCAUGACAAGGAGAGCAUGCACCCCUUGCUUGAAUUCCUAAAAGUCCACUGCCAUAAGGGCAAGAACAUGAUGUUGAAUGACAGAAUUCAAAACCUGAAUUCUCUCCAACAUGUCCUGAGGAAGGCGGAGGAGUACCUCGUUACACUGCCUGCUGAAACGCCAUAUGCUGAAUUCGAACACAAAUUCCUGGAGAUCGGUUUGGAGAGAGGUUGGGGUGAUACGGCCGAGCGUGUGCUCGAGAUGAUCCAACUCCUUUUGGAUCUUCUCGAGGCACCCGAUCCUUGCACCCUGGAGAAGUUCCUUGGGAGAAUCCCCAUGGUGUUCAAUGUCGUGAUUCUAACUCCACACGGAUACUUUGCUCAGGACAACGUUUUGGGGUAUCCCGACACCGGUGGCCAGGUUGUUUACAUUUUGGAUCAAGUCCGUGCCCUCGAGAACGAGAUGAUCCACCGUAUCAAGCAGCAAGGACUCAACAUUACGCCUCGUAUCCUCAUUAUUACUAGACUUCUCCCUGAUGCUGUGGGAACAACUUGUGGCCAACGACUCGAGAAAGUAUAUGGAACGGAGUACUCUGAUAUUCUUCGGGUACCCUUCAGAACCGAGAAGGGUAUCGUACGUAGAUGGAUCUCUAGAUUCGAAGUCUGGCCCUACUUGGAAACAUUCACCGAGGAUGUUGCUCAUGAGAUCUCGAAAGAGUUGCAAGGCAAGCCCGAUUUGAUCAUCGGAAACUACAGUGAUGGUAACAUAGUUGCCUCCUUGCUGGCACAUAAGUUGGGAGUUACACAGUGUACGAUUGCCCAUGCUUUGGAGAAGACCAAGUAUCCGGAUUCCGAUAUCUACUGGAAGAAGCUUGAAGAUAAAUAUCAUUUCUCCUGUCAAUUUACAGCUGAUCUCAUAGCUAUGAACCAUACGGAUUUCAUCAUCACCAGUACUUUCCAAGAAAUUGCUGGAAGCAAUGACACCGUUGGUCAAUACGAGAGUCACACUGCUUUCACUCUUCCCGGUCUCUACCGUGUUGUCCACGGAAUUGAUGUAUUCGAUCCUAAAUUCAACAUUGUGUCCCCCGGUGCUGACAUGAACAUAUACUACCCUUACACUGAGGAGAAGAGGAGAUUAAAGCAUCUCCAUGCCGAUAUCGAACAACUUGUUUACGGCAAAGAUGAAAACGAAGAACACUUAUGUGUGCUAAAUGACCGUAACAAGCCAAUUAUAUUCACAAUGGCAAGGCUGGACCGCGUCAAGAAUUUAACCGGACUUGUCGAGUGGUAUGGGAAGAACCCCAAGUUGCGAGAGUUGGUUAACCUCGUUGUGGUCGGUGGAGAUAGGAGGAAAGAAUCCAAGGAUUUGGAAGAGAAGGCCGAAAUGGCAAAGAUGUUUGAGCUCAUCGAGAAGUACAAGCUGAAUGGUCAGUUCCGAUGGAUAUCAUCCCAAAUGAACAGAGUCAGGAACGGUGAGCUUUACCGAUAUGUUUGCGACACAAAGGGUGCCUUCGUACAGCCAGCAUUAUACGAAGCCUUUGGAUUGACUGUCAUCGAGGCAAUGACUUGCGGUUUGCCGACAUUCGCAACUUGCAACGGUGGACCUGCCGAGAUUAUCGUUCACGGCAAAUCUGGCUUCAACAUCGACCCUUACCACGGCGAUCAAGCUGCCGAGAUCCUCGUCGACUUCUUCGAGAAAUGCAAGACAGACCCGUCUCACUGGACCAAGAUCUCCGAGGAAGGCUUAAGGCGUAUAGAGGAGAAGUACACAUGGCAGAUUUACUCCGAGAGACUAUUGACGCUGACCGGCGUGUACGGUUUCUGGAAACACGUCUCCAACCUCGACCGCCGCGAGAGCCGUCGUUACCUCGAGAUGUUCUACGCUCUCAAGUACCGGAAACUGGCUGAAUCGGUUCCUUUGGCAGUUGAAGAGUAGAUUGAAGCUUUGCUUGAAACCAUUGGAAUGGUUUUGUGAGUUGCCGAGAAUAAUCUUCGUUUGAUCGAACAAGAAAACACUCUUUUGAUUUGUAAUUUUUCUUUUGUUUUUAAUCUUUCCGUACUCUUUGAUCUCUGUUGUUUGCGACUUUGGUUCUUCAUCUUCCAUGUUUAAGCUGUUUUAUGAAACUUCACUUUUAACAAA